This is a messenger RNA of Cololabis saira (Pacific saury), 17361 nucleotides long. Its product is annotated as protein unc-13 homolog B-like. The record is from RefSeq and is a predicted model, not a curated record. Gene Ontology annotation, molecular function: phospholipid binding; calmodulin binding; calcium ion binding. Lineage: Eukaryota; Metazoa; Chordata; Actinopteri; Beloniformes; Belonidae. Gene Ontology annotation, cellular component: terminal bouton; plasma membrane; presynaptic active zone cytoplasmic component. The transcript has 48 exons. Gene Ontology annotation, biological process: synaptic vesicle priming; presynaptic dense core vesicle exocytosis; synaptic transmission, glutamatergic. Bases 212 to 15190 code for a protein of 4992 amino acids.
GUCGGGAAACCUGUGGUGAUGAUAGUUUUAAUAAUGGUGAGGACGUGGUGGGGAGCUGCUGCUCUCUGCCCAUGUCCGAUAAUAGAAGGAGACGUGUAAAUAUCCAAAGUUAUUUAGCAGAUGUUAUAAUGUUAUCCCACUCAGCAAACCUGCGCUGAGAUUGUCUUGUAGCUGAACUGUGGGAACUACUGUUCGUCGCUAGAAGCCUGUCAUGUCGUUACUGUGUGUCAGAGUGAAAAAAGCCAAGCUUCAAGGGCAACCAGAUAAAUUCAACACCUAUGUGACAUUGAAGGUGCAGAAUGUUAAAAGCACAACUAUCACUGUGCGUGGGGACCAGCCCUGCUGGGAACAAGAUUUCAUGUUCGAGAUCAACCGGCUGGACCUUGGGCUCAUUGUUGAGGUGUGGAACAAAGGCCUCAUAUGGGACACCAUGGUGGGGACAGCCUGGAUUCCUCUUAAGAGUAUCGGACAAUCUGAGGAAGAGGGGUCAGGUGAGUGGAUUUUCCUGGAUGCAGAGGUCCUGAUGAAAGCAGACGAGAUAUACGGCACCAAGAACUCCACGCCUCAUCGGGUGCUGCUGGACACUCGCUUUGAGCUGCCAUUUGACAUCCCAGAUGACGAAGCACAGUACUGGACAGGCAAGCUUGAACGCAUCAACACCAUGGGAAUCCAUGACGAGUACCCACUCCAGGAUGACGAUCAAAGCGCUCCACUUCCUUUUGCAGCCUCCCAGUGCUGCAACUAUUUCGGAUGGACUGACCCGAUGACUUUGGAUGAUCAGGACAGUGCUGUAGACGACCGGGACAGCGACUAUCGCAGUGAGACCAGUAACAGUUUGCCUCCUCGUUACCACACGACAGCUCAGCCCAACUCAUCCAUGCAUCAGUACCCCAUUGGGCCGCGACCACAGCCCCAUCCAGACUGCUGCACAGACUCUGUCCACAGUUUCGAUUUGGACUACAGGGACCAGAGAGGAAGCAGAUAUUUAAACCAGAAAGGAAGGGUCAGAAUUAUACCUGUAGAUUCUGGCAUGGGGGUUGAAGACUGGGAAAACAAAUACAAAGGGCGUAGCAAGCCUCAGCUGACCGACUUCUUAAACGAUGAGGACAACAGUGUUAUCUUUCACCUGGAAAGACCCAACUUCGAGCCACCAAAUACAUCAGUCCGUCAAAAUAUGACACACAGUGGCUUUACGCCGUCUGUCUACCCUGAGGGUUAUCAAACUAUUGACCGACGAAGGAAAAAAAGGAUAACAGACCCACGAUUGCUCAGUACAAAUGCAGACAUGAAUGAAGAAGCUUUUAAAUCGGACCUUGCACUCCUUCAUGAGAAGAGAGGGGAGCUGUUUAUGCGACAGGUGGCAGAGAUCCAGGAAGAAGAGGAGCGUCUAACGUCGUGCCUCAGGCCGUACAAGGAUGGACUACUCUAUAAAACAAGAAUGUGGGCUAAAAAUGAGCUAGACAACACCUUGGAGCAUUAUGUGGCAUAUCAAAAAGAGCAAGAGGCCAGAAUGAGAGCAAGUUCGGAUUUUCAAUUGGAGGGUUCUCAGGAUCUGCAGUACCCUCCAGGAUCUUAUGAAGAUAUUGAUGGCAUUGCCUUUACGGCUGGAGAUUUGUAUUCAGAGAAUGCCGGACAUUACAAAGAUAUGCAUUCUUCCUCCCAUGAGGGCUACUUAGAAAAUUCCCAGGGGCUUCAGGAGAAGAGGUGUAGUAAAUCUAAAACAGGAGGGUGGGUUUCAGAGGCAAUGCUUUCUCCUGUAGAAGAGCCAAGUGAUGAAUAUGUUGACCCUAUUGAUGAGCUUCAGUGUUUAGUUGAGACAGUUUCAGAAUAUCUUGCUGAAAAAGAGGAAGAAAUUAGCAGGUACGGUUCUCUUCCUAAAUUAAGCAAAUCAAGGCUUUCUUCUCAGGGUAGCAACAGAACAGAUUCUCUUGGGGAGGAUCAAAAUACUACCAAUGAUUCUAGAGGCGAACCUCCGUCACAGGCUCCUUUGGAUCAGAGUAUUUCAGGUGUAAAAAAUGCCAUGAGCUCCUUGUUUAGUUCUUUCACUGACAAAGUUGGAGCAGGCUCCAAGCAACCCGCCCCACCUGCACAAGCACCAUCAGCACCUCCCUCACAGUCUGGUCUAACAAAAUUGUUUUCCUUUAUGCCUAAAUCAAAUAGCACAGCUCCAAUAGCUGUUGUUUCUCCAGUGGAAACAUCUGAAAAAUCAUUCAAGUCUUUGCCUUCUCAGCCACCACAAAAUACCAAAAAUCCUCAUCAGGAAAUCGAAACUUCCACAAGGAGUCAGACUCAAACAAGUGCAAGCGAACAUUCACCUGAGUAUGCAAUCCAACCACAAAGUUCUUCAGGAAACUCAAUCAUGGGGAAAUUGAAUCCUUUAAAACUUUUUUCAGGUGGAGAUACUGAGAGUUCUGCUGAAAACAAACCAGCACGACAACCCAAUUAUUUUCAAGGCCAUAGACAAUGGGAUGAAAAAUGGCCCGAUGGAGGGGUUCUUAAAGAAACAGGGUCCGAAACUGCUAAAGGAAGUCGGGAAUCAGAGAAGUUAGGAACUUCAUCACAAGAUCUAUUUUUAGGACAAAAUCACACUGAAGAUUUAAAUAGGAAAGAAUAUCAACUGAAUUACAAACAAGAAAAUGUACCUGUUCCAAGGCCAGAUCAGUCUGCUAACCAAGCAGAAUAUGCAAACACAGGAUUUUUCAUUCCUUUUAAGAAGUCAUUAAGUUCCUUGUUAACACCAACCUUUUCCAUUCCGACCCAGGCAGUUCCUCCUGUAGCGGUUUACCCUGUGUUUAGAACCACAGAGGAUCUUCAACCUGGGAAACCCACGGAGGAUCCAUCAAAGAGUAAUCAUAAACCACCUCCCCUCUCAUCUGAAAAUGUUAACACUCAGCAAUUUCCUAAACCAGAGCAUUCUGGUUCGCCUUCGGCAAUCUCAACCUCAGCCACCCAGAGUUCUGCAGUGCCCCAGGAGAACACAGACAAAGGAUGGUUUUCCAGUUUAUUUACCUCCUCCCCUGCCCCCUCUGGUUCAAACCAGCAACCUCAGCCUAGCAAAGCACCACUUGGCCCACAGUAUACCUCAAACCAAAAGCCAACAGGAACCGCUCAUGGAAUACAACAUCCAGUUUCCAACCGGCCUGAAUCCCAGAGUUCUCUUACAGGCCUUUUUAAAGGGGGCUCGGCGGACAACGUCUCACAGGGGGGCUAUAAUCAAUCCAAACAAGGAGGACUCCUAUCUGGAUUGCUUAAAUUUGGCUCAGCUAGUGACGUAUCUGGCAAUGUUGCUGAGCAGACAAACACUCAGCCACCCUGGGGCGAUAAUCCCCCACAAAUUCCUCAUCAUCCUACCCCACAACAAAGUUCUUCAGCUUCUCAGACCGGUGGCCUUCUCUCAGGUCUAUUGAAAUUUUCUUCAACAGAAAGUGUACCUCAAAAUGUACAGCCGUCUGAAGCUGAAAAGGUGAGGAACAUCCCUAGCAAUUAUCCUAGUCAGUUGCAGACGUCAAGUGAAACUCAACAAACACAUCCUCAACAAAAGGGGCUGCUGUCUGGAUUAUUUAAAUUAACAUCUGCUGAGAAUACCACGGGCAAUCAAACAGUUCAGCAACCUACUAAUGUUCAGCAUGAUCAACUCGGUUUUAGCCAACAAAAUACUCAAGGUCAAAAUAUAGGUCUCCAUCUGGGGAGCAGAGCAGUAAACCAGCAAGGUGUCCAGCAAGCAGCGACUAAACCAGGUUUUAUUCGUCAACAAACCGUUCCACUUAAGCAACCACCGUCCCAACACAGUGGCCUUUUAUCUGGUCUUUUCAAAUUUGCUUCAGCUGACAGCAUAAACGUACAGGAUCAACCAUCAGACGAGCAGCACGGAAUUCCCCCAAGUAAAUCUAGUCAUGAGCCUUCAAAACCAAGCAAUGUCCCAGUUUUGAACCAAACUCAACCACAAAACAGCACAGCGCAAAAACCAACCCAAUCCAGUGGGUUGUUUUCAGGACUAUUCAAAUCUCCUUCUGAAAAUAUUCAACAGCAGCAGCAGCAUGAAAACAUCCAGGACACUCAGACAAAUGAACAAAUCAAAGUCCCAUAUAGCCAGACAGGUCCAGCACAGGUGGGGACAGCAAAUCAACCUGGAGUGCUGUCAGGGUUAUUUACCAAGUUAACAAAAUCGUCCGAAAACGUUGACACAACCUAUCAAACAGUAACAGGACAGCCACCACAACAGAACGCUAUGUCUACAGUAACAAUGCAAACUCCAGUUCAAAAACAGUUACCUCCUAAGGUAUUACAGCAAUCCUCACAAUCACAUGCAGAAAAAGAAAAGAGGACUCUGGGAGCUGUCCAACAAAACUUUUCAUCUGGUUUGUUUAGCAAAAAUGUGAAUGAACACCCCUGUACCCAACAAAUCCAAAUGUCAAGUGAGGUCACCGCUCAAACACCCUCAGUUAAUACUGUUGGACUUCCAUUACAUUCAGGAGUAUUAAGGAGUUCUACCUCAGACUUUGGAAGGGAUAAGCUGCAAAAAUCUGUUCCAGAUUCUGUCAAUCUAGGACAGAGCAAGCAUGCUUUAAUUAGUGCACCUGUGUCUAUUCAUGCUGAGAGUUUAGACUUGCGAACAUCAGCUACUUUUGCACGAUCUCUUCAGAGUCAGGCAACAUUCUCCUCCUUUAGCACAGGCAAUUUAUCUCAGUUACACUACACCUGCUCGCUUCAGCCUCCUAACCCAAUGACUUAUAGUACAGGAAAUAUUCACUCUCUUUUCCAAAGCCAUACAACUUCUCCAGGUAUGAGCCCACAGCCAUGUAUCAGAGGAAGUACAUCAUCUUUGCUUGGAGCAGCAAAUCAGAACCUUUAUCAAGGUCAGUUUUCAGCAUAUGGAAUAAGUCCCUCGUAUGAUGAAAACCAGUGGAUCCGUGAAAGUGCUCUAUGGCAGCUGUUUGAAAAUGAGUCCCUUAAUUAUAAUUUCCAGGUAGAUGACCGUGGUUAUAGACGAAGCUAUGAAGAUAUGUCAUCGCCAGCACCUACUCUUCACUGCAGCUCCUUAAGUCUGGGUAAUUCAAUGAACCCUAAUUCUUGGCAAGGUGCUGUAUAUCACCAAGAAGAAGUGGAAUCAUGUUCCAAUAGGAGAUUAUGGAACAGUAAUGAAGAACUGCGAAACACCACAUAUUCACCUAUAGAGGAAGGUGUGUUGAACUUGACAACUAAACAGAGUGAUAACUGUAGUUCUUACAGCUUGAAUGGAGUUUCAUAUCAUGAAGGGUACUAUGAGGAGCCUCCACCAAGCUUAUCUUAUUCAGCCAAUUGGCAGUAUCGAAGGGACAGUGCAAACCAACAAAAUGUUCACAUUAAUGGCAUGAUCAACCCUGAUCCAGUUAAUCUGAAUAGACCAACAGCAGCAAACUGUGCUCCAGGUGUCAAUACUGAGACAGAAGACCCCAUGUACCUUGAAGACACUGAAUGGUAUCAGCAGUGGCUUGCUCUCUUGGAGCAAGGGAUGUGGUGGCCAGCUGAAGAUGGCGACUGUGGCUACUUUGUUUAUACAGAUCAUGAGUAUAUUUAUGCCUUGCUUACAGAUGCAGCUGGUGAAUAUGUUUAUGCAUGUACACCUGAAUAUGAACCUUGGGGAAAUGCAUCAGAGUUGGAUAGCUUCCCCAGUGCCUGGCUGCAGAAUGAAAUGGUUGUAGUUUGUGGCUUUAAAAUUCCACUUUACAAUGAGGAUGAGCUUCUUUGGCUUCCUGGUCAAGAUCAUGGGGAUCCUCAGCUUCUCAAUGCUCCCCUGGACUUGUCUGCUGCCUAUAAAAAAGGAAACCAUAUUAUGAAUUUAAAUCUGGAACAGUUCUCAGAAAUGUUUGAAAAUUCAUUUCUUUCUCAAAUGCAGCAAGGUGUGGAUUUCACCUCUUACAGAUUAAACAAAGUAAGGAUGGGCCGAGGACAGACUAGUGGUCUGUAUGAAGAUAACUGCCAAGAUAUCAUUGACCUUUCAUGCCAUAAUAGAGAUGUAUCUGGCCCUUUUUGGAACAACCGGGAUGUUAAAACAUUUCUUGCUCAAAAGGUUUCUGUCUCUUUGAACUCUACUCCCACAGCAAAUUCAAAUCAGCAGCCAUUUUACUCCUGCUAUCAGCCUAGCCAACGGCGACGUUCGUCUUCUGCUGUGACCGUAAAACAUGUAGAUGAUGUUUCAGAGAAAGAAUGGAGAGAGAGAGUGUAUCCAGUUGAAGAACUCCCUAAUCGUAAUGUAAAAAGGAUAUCGUCCUUAAUAUCUUCCUUUGCGGGCAGACCAUCUCAGGUGGAAUUGAACAAAACUAGUGGAACCAUUUCUGAUCAAGCUUCGGAUAAACCUAAGAACAUUCUGUCAUCAGGAUUCCAAAGUCUGAAGUCUAAGCUCAUUGGAGAAGAAACUUCUGCUGUUGUAAGCCAGCCGGAAAGUGUGAAACAACAAAUACAGAGGCCAGCCAGCACACAUGGAAGAAUUUUACCGACAAUACCGGUGUCUGCUCAAAUAAUCCCGCCAUCAACACCCUCAAAUACAACUUCACAGAAACCAAAACUUUCACGUCAGACUACCAUGGCACAACAAGCAGCCCCAACAACAAAGCCCAGUGUCACAGUGCCUUCAGUACCAAAAGAAUCUCUCAAUAAAUCUGUACAGCCAGCACUUGAAGCAAAAAAGCCAGUGGAAACACCUGCAGAGAAACCACCUGAUGGGCCCCAGACAGGCUUCAUGAGUUUUCUUAAGUCUGCUGUAAGAAUGGAAGAAACUAGUCCAGACCAGACAUCUUCCAAUCAGCAAAGCAAAACGGGGAGCAGUAUUUCAUUACCAGGCAGUGCCACAACAAAUAAAGAGUCUUCAGGAGUAUCAAGUGUUUUUGGAUCAAUUGGCAGUUUAUUCAGUAAUGAGCCCUCUCCACCACAAAAUCAGAAAAUGAAACCUAGUGUUACAGAGGGUUCACUUUCAUCAACAUCAGUAUCAAAGGAUAUAAACAGACAACAAACCACGGACCAAGCUGUUAUUUCUCGGCCAGUUCAGAGCCAAACCCCAAGCAAAAGUGUAUCACAAGGCUCUUCUCCCAAUGUUUCCUCUGGUCCUGCAGUUAGGAAGUCAGAAACAAUAUCAUCUGCAGGGCAGGCAAAGCAGGACUCAGAAAAGAAACCAUCUGGUGGACUGUUUGGAUUUUCAAUUGGAGAUAUGUUGGCAGGAUCUACACCAGCUGCCCAGUCUAGCCCCAUGCCUCAAACAAAUCAGCAGGAAGAGUCACUUGGUAAAAGUAUAUUUUCACUGUUUACAGGACCAGCCCCCCAACAGGCUGCACCCAAAACUGAACCCUCACCUCAAACACAAGCGACAAGUGCAGUUCGACAACCUCCUCAACAGGAAACAAUUGGUAAAAAUGUGUUAUCAAUGUUUGGAGGAUCAGGUCCUCCCCAGCCUACUAAGCAAACCAAGCCUACUGCUGAGCCACCACAACAAGGAACUGUUCCUCCAAAGGAUCCUCCAUCAACAGGAUUUCUCUCAAUCUUUGGAGGUCCUAGCACCCAACAGUCUCAAGCUCAGACUGGAUCGCUUCUUGGGGGAAUUCUGCCUGGGUCAUCAAGUUCAUCUGAAAGCCCAAUGAAGGGACUGUUCUCAGCUUUUACUGACCCAAGCCCCCCGCAAACUAUGUCAUCUCAGCAAAAAGUAACUCCAAGUCAAACUCAACCAGGGGGAUCACAGGCACAAUCCAAACCACAAGAGCAGCCUCAACCACAAGGUCCAACAGCUGCUUCUGUUCUCGGAGGCCUAUUUGGCGGCUUAUCUGCCUCAAGUGAAAGUCCAAGAAAGAAUUUGUUCUCCAUGUUUAGUGGUCCCAGUACUCCUCAAGCAGCAACUGGAAGUACAAACAUGUCGUCGGCAUCAGGGACUGGAGCACAAAAAGUAUUUGCUAAGAGCUCGGAUCUAAACAAUGUUUUGUCACCACCACAACAGCAACCCAGCGUAUCAUCUAGUACUAAAGACCCACAACAAAAACCAUCCCAAAUGUCAGAUACAUCCUGUGACCAUGUUCCAGAGCCAGCAAAUGCCAGUGAAGUAUCAAGCACAAUUUCUAACAGCAAAACUAUUAAUGCAUCAAGUGAAGUAGAUGCAACCCAAGCUAAUGUUACUAGUAUAACUGUGUCAAGCUCUCAAAAAGAGGACACCACUGUUAAAGGUGUAAAUGAUAUGUCUGAGGAAGCAAAAUCAAAAGGCAUUAUUGUGCAAAAGGAAACAAGUACAGCAAGUACACCCCGUGAUCCUGCUCCUAACGAAUCACAAGCCCCUAAUUCAGAGGGUCCGGGAAAAACUUUGCUUUCAUUAUUUUCUCCACCUAAUACUGAAUCUACCACUACUCGGACUGGUCUUUCACCUGCCGGGUCUGUACCAGCAUCAUCAGGUCCCAAGGAACAGCCAGCCAAAGGUUUAUUUUCGGUUUUUGGAGGUUCUGAUCCUCAGGCUUCCUCACAGGCUGGAAGUUCUUUGUUAGGGGCAAUGUUCGGAGGGCCUCCAGCCCAAACACAAGGUUCUCAAACAGGAGGAUCUUUGCUAAGUGGCUUAUUUGGAGGAUCUGCACCUCAAACUACUCCAGUUGGUCCAACUAAAACUGGUGGCUCUGCUCCCCAAGCUCCAGGACCUCAGGCAGGGUCAUCAUUGCUUGGAGGCUUAUUUGGUGGAUCUGCUCCCCAGGCUGCUGGAUCUCAAGGAGGGGUGUCCAUUUUGGGUGGUAUUUUUGGAGGAUCAGCAGCUUCAUCAACAGUGCCACAGACAAGUGGGACCACCCAAACACCUUCAGCACAAAAUAAUAGCUCUUUACUGGGAGGGAUUUUUGGGGGAACAUCUUCUCCUUCACAAACUGCUACUGCACAAACUGGCACAUCUUUUCUGGGGAACAUUUUACCGGGAGCUGUUAACAAUGAAACCUCUGGUCAAGGUUUACUUUCAAUGUUCGGCACAUCUGCUCCAACUGCAAAGCCCAAUUCAGCAGCUGCCCCAACAAGGAAUGAUGACAAGAAAACCUUAAUCUCAGCUACUCCUGAUGGUCAAUCAGGUGUAAUUGAUAUACCAAAACCCACCAAUGACUGCAAUACCACUCCAGAUAGUGCUGAAGCAGGAGUAAUUGAUACUGCAACCAAAAGUAAAGACCAAAUGGAGGUUCUACAGCAACCUGAGGACAAAAUUGUGUGUCCUGAUGAAAGCUUAUCUAAAGUGAAAGUCACUGUUGCUGAAGACCCUAGUAUCCAAAAUACUGACUGUCCUGUUGCUUCAGCUGAAAACAAUCAGUCUAAAGAAUCUGAAAUCUGCACGGCAGCACAACAAGCACUGGUAUGCAAUCAGAGUUCCGAUAUUACACCUCCUAAAGUAGAAAAUGAAGCACUGCCCUCCCCAUCAGCUAGUUCUGUGAUCCAGGUGGAGCAGAAGGAUCCUGUGGCAGAAAAAUCUGGUACUGAUUCUGCUGUAGAUGCAGUUGCAGGCUUAAUGUCCUCCUUCUUUAAACCAGCUGCUCCGCCCACUGAAGGGGUCCAGCAACAGCAGAAAAGCUCAAUAUUUGGGCUGGGAGGGACAGCGCCCCAGGCUUCCAAUCAGGCCAAUCAGACUGGAGCAUCAUUGUUAGGGGGGCUUUUUGGAGGAUCUAACGCCCAAACAGCUUCUCCCCAGGCUGGGGGGUCAUUGCUCGGAGGUUUAUUCAAAGGGUCUUCUCCACCGUCUGGUCCUCAAGCCACAGCACCUGUCACUGGAGGUUCGAUAUUAGGUGGCGUUUUUGGAGGAGGAUCUGCUGCCAAAUCUGCAGCUCCCCAGAGUGGUGGAUCAUUACUGGGUGGGAUGUUUGGAGGAGCUGGAGGUGCAUCGCAGCCAGGUGGUUCUCUACUUGGAGGAAUGUUUGGAGGUGCCACUGGUCCGACUGUAGGAUCUCAAACUGGAGCAUCAAUACUUGGGGGCAUAGGGGGAUCACUGUUUGGGGGCAUGGGACAACAAACAUCUUCAGAACCAAUGCCGAAACCAGCACCUGCUACUGCGCCACAUAUUAAGAAUGAAAAUGCAUCACCAAAAGUACCAUCAAAUGGCUCUGAGAGUCGUACAAAUAAAAUUGAUAAUGAACAAGCAAAUACAGGCAGCCUAACGGGUAGUGUUCCACAGACCACCGACACAACUUGUCUAAAGACUUCUGAAACACCUGCAGUCAUAAAUGAGCCAAAGAAUACUAUAAAUGAAUUUGCUAAUCAGGCCGAUAAUGCUGAAAAGGAAAAGAUGGAAGCUAUUGGAGAGGUGGUGUAUGAAAAGCCUUUGGAAAUUAAAGGAGACCCCGAGAGUAAAGAAGAUGACAAAUCAGCCCCUAUUUACAUCCAAGAAGCAGAUGCCAACAAACUUUCCCCAGCUAAUCAACUGCCCAACGGUGGUGAGCAAACACAAGCUACGUCUCUGCUUGGAUUUAUAUCAACACAGAGUGACACAGGAAAAUCUAUUGGGUCUCUCUUCUCACCUGCAAUGCCAUCAUCAUUACCUCAAACAGAUGGGGGCAGUGGUUUGUUAUCAGGUUUAAAAUCUCUCUCUGGAGGUCUGUUUCAAGAGGAAAAGCCUGUUGCUGGCAAACAAGAGCCAACCACUUCAAUAUUUGGUGCAAAAAUAAGUUUUCCCUGGCAGGCAGAGCCACCAAAGCAACAAGUUCCCCCAGUUACCUCCCAACCCCAAUCUAACAGCAAGCCACCAAGUGGUCAGACACAUUCUGUGCAGCAGGUUGCAACAUCUGAUGGCCAAAAAACUAAAACUGAACCGGUAGGUUCCACCGAUGAGAUAGAAACCCCCCAGAUUUGCAUCUCCACUCCUGAAGUAGAUCCUUCAGCAUCCCUGACCCCAAAGGAAGAGGGAAGUCUUGUAGAAACAUACCCUUCUGCAGGUUUUGCUUCUGGAGUGCAGCUGGACAACCAGUCCAAGAAGGAUCUAUUGAAUGAUAAAAGUCCAGUGGAAAGUAGUCGCUUCGGGUCAUCGGGGAAUCUGAGCCAGACCAGCUCCCAGCUUAGUGAGAUUGGCCAUGAGAGCACUGGAGGCUCAGAACUUGAGGAGUCCUUCCACUCCUACCAUAGUACUGGCCUGCACCCGUCCACCAAUGGGCAGCCGCGCACAAAUGGACAGAUUUCCACCAACGGACACUCUACCGUCAACGAGCAAGAGAUACACAGGCUGUCCCCGGAAAUAGGACAGAGUUUGAAAAAUGAGUCUCCAGCAGAAAAAGGAUUUAAACUUCAAAGGUUUCAUGAUGGAGGAGAGCCAUUACCUUUUACCCCAUCCAGACUUCGUUGGUUGAAGGCCAUCAACAAAGUUAGAGUUCAGCUCCGUGAGGUCAGAGACGUGGAACCCAGUACCAGACAGGCCUGGGUCAAACCAGGUGGCGGAUCGGGCCUGUAUGGAAUUGACAGCAUGCCAGACCUGCGCAAAAAGAAGCCCAUCCCGUUGGUUAGCGAUGUGUCCCUUGUCCAGGCCAGGAAGGCAGGGAUUGCUUCUGCUAUGGCUGCUCGGUCCUCGUUCAAAGAUGAGGAACUUAAAAACCACGUAUACAAGAAGACCCUGCAGGCCCUCAUUUAUCCAAUAUCCUGCACUACACCGCAUAACUUUGAGGUUUGGACGGCCACCACACCCACAUACUGCUAUGAGUGUGAAGGGCUGCUGUGGGGAAUCGCUCGCCAGGGCAUGCGUUGCUCCGAGUGCGGGGUCAAGUGCCACGAGAAGUGCCAAGAGCUGCUGAAUGCUGACUGUCUGCAGCGCGCCGCGGAGAAAAGCUCCAAGCAUGGAGCUGAAGACCGCACUCAAAAUAUCAUCAUGGCCAUGAAGGACAGGAUGAAGAUUAGAGAAAGGAACAAACCGGAGAUCUUUGAGCUGAUCAGAGAAAUGUUCGUCAUCAGUAAGUCCAUUCACGCCCAGCAGAUGAAGGCCAUCAAACAGAGCGUGUUGGACGGCACCUCAAAGUGGUCCGCCAAGAUCACCAUCACAGUUGUUUGUGCACAAGGACUUCAGGCUAAAGACAAGACGGGCUCCAGUGAUCCAUACGUCACCGUUCAGGUGGGAAAGACAAAGAAGAGAACCAAGACCAUUUAUGGAAACCUCAAUCCAGUCUGGGAGGAGAAGUUCCACUUCGAGUGCCACAAUUCCUCAGACCGAAUCAAGGUGCGUGUGUGGGAUGAAGAUGAUGACAUCAAGUCCAGGGUGAAGCAGCGUCUGAAGAGAGAGUCUGAUGAUUUUCUGGGUCAGAGUAUCAUUGAAGUUCGAACGCUGAGUGGAGAAAUGGAUGUCUGGUAUAACCUGGAGAAGAGGACGGACAAGUCUGCAGUGUCAGGUGCCAUUCGCCUUCAAAUCAACGUGGAGAUCAAAGGAGAGGAGAAAGUGGCUCCAUAUCACAUGCAGUACACCUGCUUGCACGAGAAUCUUUUCCAUCAUUCCACCGAUGUGCUCGGUCAAGGCGUGGUGAGAAUUCCUGAGGCUCGUGGAGACGAUUCAUGGAAAGUGUACUACGAUGAAGUGGCACAGGAACUAGUUGAUGAGUUUGCCAUGCGUUACGGGAUUGAGUCAAUCUACCAGGCCAUGACGCACUUUGCCUGCCUGUCAACUAAGUACAUGUGUCCUGGCGUUCCCGCGGUGAUGAGCAGUCUGCUGGCUAACAUCAACGCCUUCUACGCCCACACCACCGCCUCCACCAACGUGUCCGCCUCCGAUCGUUUUGCUGCCUCCAAUUUUGGGAAAGAGCGCUUUGUGAAGCUGUUGGACCAGCUGCACAACUCCUUACGUAUUGAUCUUUCUACAUAUAGGAACCACUUCCCUGCCAGUGACAAAGAUCGCCUGCAGGAUUUAAAAUCCACCGUGGACCUUCUGACCAGCAUCACCUUUUUCAGGAUGAAGGUCCAGGAACUGCAGUCUCCUCCCAGAGCCAGCCAGGUUGUGAGGGACUGUGUGAAGGCCUGUCUGAACUCUACCUACGACUACAUCUUCAACAACUGUCACGAGCUGUACAGCCGGCAGUACCAACCUGCCGACACAAACAAAGAGGAAGUACCUUUGGAGGAGGAGGGCCCGAGCAUCAAGAACCUGGACUUUUGGCCCAAACUCAUCAUGCUUAUCGUCUCCAUCAUUGAAGAAGACAGGAACUCCUACACACCUGUGCUCAAUCAGUUCCCUCAAGAGCUGAACGUAGGAAAGGUGUCAGCAGAAGCCAUGUGGACGUUGUUUGCUCAAGACAUGAAGUAUGCUAUGGAAGAGCACGAGAAGCACAGACUGUGUAAGAGCACAGACUACAUGAACCUACAUUUCAAAGUCAAGUGGCUCUACAAUGAGUAUGUCAAGGAGCUGCCGAACUUCAAUGGCGUCGUUCCCGACUAUCCGUCAUGGUUCGUGCAGUUCGUUCUGCAGUGGUUGGACCAAAAUGAGGACGUGUCUAUGGAGUUUAUGCACGGAGCUCUGGAGAGAGACAAAAAAGACGGAUUCCAGCAGACCUCUGAGCAUGCUCUGUUCUCCUGCUCUGUUGUGGACAUCUUCACCCAGCUCAACCAGAGCUUUGAGAUCAUUAAGAAACUGGAGUGUCCCGAUCCUAAUGUCAUGGCCCAGUACAGCCGCCGCUUCUCCAAGACAAUUGCCAAGGUUCUUCUGCAGUACAGUGCCAUUCUGACCAAGAGUUUUCCUUCUUAUAUUGACAAGGAGAAGAUUCCCUGUGUCUUAAUGAAUAACGUGCAGCAGUUAAGGAUCCAGCUGGAGAAGAUGUUUGAGUCUAUGGGAGCCAAACAGAUUGCAACCGAGGAGGCCUGUCUAGAUGAACUCGUAGAGGAGGAGAAGGAGGAGGAUGGGGAGGAGGAGGCAGGAGAUGAGCAGGUUGUGGCAAAGGAUGAGGACCCAAAGACUCUGACUGACAAAGGCAAGAUGGAUGCAUUUGUAGAAAAGCCUGAAAAAGAAUGUCAAGACAAAAAGAUGGACAUGGAGGCCAGUGACUUACUGAACGACCUGCAGGUGAGGUUGAACACCGUGCUGGACGACCUCAGCAGGACGUUCGGGAGCAGUUUCCAGGGCCGUAUCAACGAGUGCAUGCGGCAGAUGGCGUCUUUGCUGUACCAGAUCAAAGGGCCACUCAACGACAACACCAGAAACCAGGUGGAGGCCGACUCUGACAACAUGCUGCGCCCACUGAUGGACUUCCUGGAUGGAAAACUAACUCUGUUCGCCACCGUCUGUGAGAAGACUGUGUUGAAGCGAGUGCUCAAGGAGCUGUGGAGGAUUGUGAUGAUCAGCCUGGAGAAGACCAUCGUCCUGCCACAGGGCAGCGACACCUUUGGGGCACAGAUCCUGUCAGCUGCAAAAGAACUAGGACAGCUUUCAAAACUCAAGGAUCACAUGGCAGGGGAAGCUAAGAGCUUAUCUCCCAGACAGUGUGCUGUCAUGGACGUAGCACUGGACACUAUCAAGCAAUACUUCCAUGCAGGAGGCAACGGGUUGAAGAAGGCUUUCCUGGAGAAAAGCCCUGAACUGUCCUCACUACGCCACGCUUUGUCCCUCUACACUCAGACCACAGACACGCUCAUCAAGACCUUCGUGACCACGCAGCACGCACAAGUGCACAAUGGAAAGGGUAUUAGGUUAACUCCCAAUGAAAAAAUACAGCCCAGCAGGGGCUCCGGUGUGGACAAGCCCAUUGGUGACGUGUCUCUGCAGGUUGAGCUAUACACUCAUCCAAAGAGUGGAGAGCGGAAAGUUACCGUCAAAGUGAUGGGGGCCAGUGACUUAAAGUGGCAGACGUCCGGUAUGUUCCGGCCGUUCGUGGAGACCACCAUGAUCGGGCCUCAUCUCAGCGACAAGAAACGCAAGUUCCAGACCAAAUCCAAGAACAACAGCUGGUCUCCCAAGUUCAACGAAACCUUCCAUUUUGUUCUGGGUAACCAAGAUGGCUUCGAGUGCUACGAAGUGCAAGCGUGCGUGAAGGACUACUGUUUUGGCCGUGCCGAUCAGGUGGUGGGUUUGACCGUGAUACAGCUGAGGGAUAUCGUGGAGAAGGGCAACUGCGCCUGCUGGUGCCCGCUGGGACAGCGCAUAUACAUGGACGACACCGGCCUCACCGCCAUGCGAAUCCUCUCGCAGCGCUCUAACGACGACGUGGCCAAAGAGUUCGUGAGGCUGAAGUCAGAGACUCGAUCAGCGGAGGAGGGCAGAUGAAAACAUGAGGACAGGGAGUGUUCAAAAAGCAAAAACAGCAUAAAUAAGAACAGUCUUGUCAGAUGAGUUUCCCGUAGAUGUCCAUGUGGACUCUUCUUCUUUGACCUUAGGUGUGUCUCAGCUGCUGCUGAGUUCUCGGAGUCGCCUUCUCCGAGCUCAUCGGCUCACUGUCAUGUUUUCAGUCCAGCUGCUCUCCAGGUUCCUCAGACCCAACACCGUGUACCAGCCCACGGCCCUGGUUCCCCGAGCUUCACCCUCGGCGCUCGCUUCAUCAGGCGACGCACGCAUCAGUUCCAGCCAGACGGCCGGACGAGUCCCCACUCUUCCCAAGUGUUCUCGUGCAAUAACCCUGUUACCCCCCAUCAAUGUGUGACCAAGUGUUUCAAGCCUUACACUCUGCAAAAUGUGAAUGUGUGAAGUAGAUGGUAGACUUUUGAACUCCCUUUCCUCCAGGUGGUUUGGGUUCAUGUGAAAAAAUGUUCUGAUUGGGCUCAUAUAGGGAACGGUCCAGGUCAGAUAGUGAGGUGAAGACUGGAUGUUUUAACUGUUUCACUUCAUAUAUAUAUAUAUAUAUAUAUAUAUAUAUAUAUAUAUAUAUAUAUAUAAUAUGUAUGGUUAGUCACACACUGCUGAUAUUACAGUUCAAGUGAAGGUACUGCAAAUGAUGGAUGGCUCUUUGUUUCCCUGUUGAAGGAUUGAUCAGUUAAAUAUGUGCCUUUCACUUGUCAGGUUCUUAUUCUUGCUAACCCAACAGAGAGGACAUUAGGUGUUUAACUCAAUAAAACUGAAACCUAUACGAUUUAACUGGAAUAGAAACGUCUCUUUUUACGACGUUAGGAGCGAGUCCUGUUAGGCCGUUUUUAUGUUUAUAAGCUCUAUUAUUAACAAGUCGUGGCCCACGUGGCCUGGAUGCUGUGGUGAUUUUAUCUAUUUAUUUUUUUUUAUACAUAUUUAUUUUGUCUGUGCUUUUCAAAGCCUGGGAUUUAAAGUGUGUGUUUUUUUUCUUUAAAUGAUGGAAACAAACAUUUGUGUUAAUGAAUUUGCACAGUGAAUGGGGUGAAUGAGCAGCUGCAGCUUUGUGGGUAAAAGUGCAGUUUUGUUAAGAUAGGACACAGCCAAAAAAAUAAAGCAAGAAUCCAGUUUGUCUUUAAUUUACAAAGAGAUAAAUGUUUUCUAAAGCGUAGGUAUAUAGAUGACAUAAAUGACAACGUAAAAGACAAACUCCUCAUCUGCCGAGUCGUAUCAAUUAUAGUUUACAUUUCUUCUUGCUCUGUGUGCUUCUACUUUGUACGAGUGGCCUUACAUUGGUGAGAAGAGGACAAAAAAUAUCUUUAAAACAAUGCAGAUAUUUCCUUCUUUUUUGUAACUUUAAUUCUUGUAUUUCCUUUGACUUUCAAACACUGCCUUGCCCUUUUUGUUUCCCCUCGCCCCUAAAAUGACGUCAAGUGAAUUUUCCAAAUGCUGGGUUUUCUUCGUGCUUUUUUCCAUUUUAUGAUGUUCUUUCUGAUGUUUUGUCAAGGUUUUGUUCAAUCCUCUCACUAGUUGGAGAUGAUGCUGGAUUUUAGUUGGAUUUGUCCUGAAAUGGUCUGAAACUUUUAUAUGUCUCUUAAAGAAAGAUGGAUACAGUUAGAAUAUUAAAAGAUCACAUCAUGUGUUUGUUUUUGAUCACACUGUAAAACCACAAAAUCACUUACAACAUAUUAAUCCUUGUGAAUAUUUCAUGUUAUUUGUUUAUGAGAGCAAAUGUUUUCUUGCCAUCCUGUAAGAUUCAUGUUCCUUGUGCCAAGUUGAAAGUGUUCACUUUUGAUCUUUCUUUUGUAUUAUUAUUAUUAUUAUUAUUAUUAUUAUUGCAUAUUUUUUAAAUGUGUUAACCACUUGAUCACUGCAAUAAUGAAUGAGUACACCGUCAGUCACAGCAACGGCAUCUUUGUGGGGUUUUCUUUGAACUGUCACUGCUCUGAAUGUUGGUGUCACCAUGUAAACAUUCCACUUUAUUCAUUCUGUAGAAAGUAUUUAAGAAAUAUCUAUAAAUGUGCCUACAUGCUUUAAUCACUAUAACAUGACAGUAAUUAUUUCAGGUGGUUUUAGUAAACACACACACACACAGACACAAACACCUUGCCAUGAGCAUUUUAAUGUUUAACUUGAUUAAAUACAUGUGUAAGAUUGUC